Molecule: messenger RNA, 3657 nt
Organism: Lates calcarifer (barramundi perch)
Lineage: Eukaryota; Metazoa; Chordata; Actinopteri; Centropomidae
Gene: sox11a
Product: SRY-box transcription factor 11a
Exons: 1
Coding region: 640-1752 (370 amino acids)
Biological process (GO): negative regulation of transcription by RNA polymerase II; anatomical structure morphogenesis; positive regulation of transcription by RNA polymerase II
Molecular function (GO): RNA polymerase II cis-regulatory region sequence-specific DNA binding; DNA-binding transcription activator activity, RNA polymerase II-specific
Source: RefSeq, a predicted model, not a curated record
GAAGGGGGGAAAAAGCAAAUAAUCACACAGCCUACAUCUUCUCCUCCAGACCCAUCUGCAAAAGGGUGGAUGUCUGCCUGGAGAAUAGCCGCUUCUGUUACGUGUUUUCUUAAAAUAAGGAAAUAAGGUUUUUUUUUUUAGUCUUAUGUGCGCUUUGGAUGCGUGAUGUUCAUCUCAGGAGCGCAUAGUGCUAACUGUGUGUUUAAUAUGCCUGUCUCGCCCGGCGUGUUGCCCCAGACACUGUGUUACCACAAAUCCCCACCUCCACUCCAAUGAGAGCUCGGGAGGGGAGGAAUAAAAGGGUUAAGGGGAGUCUUGGAUGGAGUCUGCUGGGCGGAGUGGAAGGGACGUGAUUGGACGGCCGCGCGUGACGCAGGGGACAUGAAAAAGCUGAUAACUAGUUAAGAAGGCAGUUUGUAACUCUGGAAAAAGAGUGCAGAGCUUGAGACACACAUUUACGCAGAGGACGUGGACGAACUACCGCCACCACCGCCGCCUCCCCCCUUUUACCCCACCACCGGCGCAGAGACGAGCGAGCUUUAGCAGGUCUUGGGGCAGUGUGGGGCUGUUAGACACUGCAGCGUCCGGGGGUAAACAAGAAAAAGAAAACCGCAAAAGUGACUUGGGAACGGAGGGACAAUGGUGCAGCACACAGACAACAGCGAGACGGACGGGAGCAUGUCCAGGGAGGCUACCGAUUCGGAGGAGAGUGAAUUUAUGGCAUGCAGUCCCGUGGCGAUAAACCCGGACUGGUGCAAGACAGCGACCGGUCACAUCAAGAGACCCAUGAACGCGUUUAUGGUCUGGUCCAAAAUCGAGAGGAGAAAGAUCAUGGAGCAGUCGCCGGACAUGCACAACGCGGAGAUUUCCAAGCGCCUGGGGAAGAGGUGGAAGAUGCUCAAGGACAGCGAAAAGAUCCCGUUUAUCAGAGAAGCCGAGAGGCUGCGGCUAAAACACAUGGCCGACUACCCCGACUACAAGUACAGACCCAAGAAAAAACCAAAGCUCGACAGUUCGAAAUCAUCAGCACCGUCUCCGGAGAAGUGCGGUAAAAUAGCAAAGACUCCCAGCAAGAAGUGCUCAAAGAUAAAGACUAAGAGCGGCUCCAAGUCCUCUCACGGCUACGGGGAGGACUGCGUGUUUCCCAGCUUAAAAGUUACAAAGACUGUGAAAAGUGAGCUCACCGACGAGGACGACGACGACGACUACGAGGACGACUACCGGAUGGGGAUUAAGCCAGGGGACGAGGAGCGCCUGAGGCCGUACAAUGUAGCCAAAGUUCCCGCGAGCCCAACUUUGAGCUCCUCGGCCGAGUCCGAGGGGACGAGCAUGUACGAAGAAGUGCGGAACAACAACAACAGACUGUUUUACAAUAUCAAAAACAUUACAAAGCAGAGCACAUUGCACGCUGCUUCCGUCUCACCAGCAUCCUCCAGGUCGGUCUCCACAUCCUCCUCCUCCUCCUCUUCCUCCUCCUCCAGCAGCAGCUCCUCUUCUUCCGGCGAGGACGCGGACGAUUUGCUGUUUGACUUUAGUUUAAAUUUCGCCCCCAGCGCCCCGGGGUCGGAGCUGGGCAACCCCAAUUCAGGAAACCUCUCCCUGUCUCUUGUGGAUAAGGACCUGGACUCUUUCAGCGAGGGCAGCCUGGGCUCUCACUUUGAAUUCCCAGACUAUUGCACGCCAGAACUCAGUGAGAUGAUUGCCGGGGACUGGCUGGAGGCGAACUUUUCCGACCUGGUCUUCACAUACUGAAUUGAGAGCGAGAGAGAGAGGAGGGAGGGAAAAAAAAGUUGCUCUAGUAAUAACAGAGAAGGGAGAAAUGAAAUUAUAUAUGUGUCCUGGUCAAGUUGUCCCUAGCCCUGCCCUCCUAUGGGUUUUUUUUUCCCCCUGAAGGGUCCUGGAGGGAGGUGGAGGACCAGGGAGGCGAGGUGAGGUUUGAGGAAUGAGAUGCUUAUGAAGCUGGUAGCAAAAAAGAGAAAAAAAACAGCAAAGUCUGCAGACGUUUUUUUCUGGCAGCAUGACAGGGUUUUAUGGAUUUUUUUCCCCCCCCGUAGGUCUGCAUUUACUGUUCAGCUUAAACGGACCACAAAAGGGAAAAAUAACGUUGAACUUCUAUGCAUCUUAUCCUCUUAAAAACAAACAAAAAAACUGCAGGGAGCUGAAAACGGACUGUGGACUGACUCAAAGCAAAUCUGUGAACUGACAAUUGUUCAGGAUGUUACUUUACAACGGUUUAUGUAAUUUCUAAAUGCCGCAAAAUGUUUGUUUGUUUUUUUUGUAACUGAUUCCGUUUACCUCCUGGUUUGGAAAAAUUUAAGCAGCCUAAACCUCUGCAGAGUACAGGUGUGGAGGAAACAUUUUGAUACAUAACAGACCUCAUCUUUUUAAAAGAAAAGUAAGAUAUUUUCAGGCAUAUUUUUGUACAGUUAAAAGGGAAUGUUCUUACUGUGCUUUCAGUGAGUUUCAGGCACUUCUUCCCUUUAUCAUUUGUUUUUAGCAUGCAAGGGAGUCCUGGUUUUAAGGAUUAAGUUAAAUUAAAACUUGCAUCAAAAAUGCCUUGUGAUUUUAAACUAGGUUUUGUACAGUUGUAGAGCAGAUUUGUUGAGUAUUUGUAGACGAUACAAUGGCAUCAUGGGGAACACAUACCUCAGAGCUGGAACUAGUUUCAAGAUUGUAUAUGUACUGUAAUAUAGUAAAGUUAGGAGUUUAUGUAUAUCAUACUCGUGAUAUGUGGAUGGGUCCCAAUCGCAGGUGUGAAACUGGAUUUUGGUAUUUUUUAUGGCACAUACUGUUUUUCCCCCCUCUCAUUUUUUUGUGCAAUAUAUACUCUUAAGAUACAGACCAUCAACAAUUGUAGCAAGUGAUGGAAAAACAGACUUGUGCACUGUCAACAUCAUUUCAUGUUAUGAUGCUGAAAGCCUGUCCAGGCAGAAAAAUAAACAAAUCAGCUGGAACUGAUACAAAACAAUUUAAUAUGGCCUCCUGGUGUGAUGCAUACUAUAGCAACAGAUAAAUAUCACAAUUUGAAUGUUAUUUGACACAAAACGAUUGGAUAAUGGUCAUAUCUGACACCAAAAAACAGUUUGAAUCUGACUGAAAAUUAGGGAAACAAGAGUUCUGCAAAAGGGGCAUAGUCUGGUAGAGUGGUGGUCUGGCAUUAGUUUGACAAGCAAGCAAAAAAGAACAUUCCAUAGUCCUGUUUCAUGAAAUGAAACUUUAUUUUAAAACUGAAGACUGCCUUCUUUUUUUAAAACAUUAACCAUAAACCUGUAUUUUUUAUUUCUUGCACUUAAAAAAGCAGAUAUUGUUUAUUUUUAUGUGGGUCUUACAUAUGAAGUCUGUUUGAUAAAAGGUUUUGGAAUAUGACCUAAUUAUAUGCCAAGACGUUUUGUUGGAAGUUCUAGGCAGUAGUUACUUCACAUUCCAAGUGUGAAUCUGUCUUUGACUCAUCUUUUAAUAAAUAAGUACCUACCACCAUCGACUGUCCUUUCAGUUUGUGAAUAUAUGUACACAAAUGUGUUAUUUGUUGCGUUUGAAAAGGAUGUGAUGACAGAAUGAUGCCUAUUUUGUAUGUAGGCGGAUACUCUGAAAUGGAUGGGCUCAAACUAACAUGUGAAUUCACAUUUAAUAAAAAGGAAAAAAAGGAAAACUUGUAAA